Porites evermanni is the source of this 1804-nucleotide messenger RNA. The record is from the annotation of a GenBank genome assembly. NCBI's taxonomy places the organism in Eukaryota, Metazoa, Cnidaria, Anthozoa, Scleractinia, Poritidae.
UCUUGCACAGCUGGUUGGAAAUUCUUAGACGGUUCUUGUUACUUCUUCUCGAACCAGACCGCUACAUGGUUUAAGGCACGCAAGCGAUGCAAGGAACAUGGGGCCGACCUUGUAACUGUAACUUCGGAUGCUGAAAAUGCAUUCAUUGUUUCUCAUUACUCAAGCCUUCGAUGUUUGUCCGAGGGGGCCUGGUUGGGGCUUCGUCGGCAUCCCAAGAAUGUUACGCGAUGGAUUUGGUUGGAUGACUGGGAAACUGAAUUGAAGUACACGAAAUGGCAUCGAAAAGAACCAAUGAACAAUCGCAUUGAUAGGAAUUGCACGGAAAUUCACCCAACUAAAAGUAUUUACUGGUAUGGAAGCCCAUGUCACGUGCAAGGAUGUUACAUAUGCGUGAGAGGUGAGUAACGCUUGGAAACAGUGUCUGAACUACACUCGGGGGUACUACUUAUAAUGGCCAAUACGGAGAGGCCCCGCCUUAAAGGGGUACCUCUUUCAGGCUUCACGUCUAUAAAAGGGUAGGGAUUUCACUAGUUGAGGUAUAUGAAAGGAUAGGGAAAUCUGUCAUUUUGAUCAGUGAAACCACAGGCCUCCCAAGCUCACGUUACGAGUGUGUCAGGAUAUUUUCUCACAAGAGAGUCGGUGUCGCGUUACAAGCGACCGUUAAGACUUUGUAUGAGAAAUAAAAUACUGAGGUCUGCGAACACUAAAUAUCAUUUUAUUUUUACUUCUUUUCUACAAAAUAAAUAACGGAGACUUACCUCAAUAACAGCCAAAAAACCGACUAAAUCGAUGAAUUCACACCAAAAAACACAGGAAAACAUCAAAGAUAAGUCUCCUUUAUUUAUUUUAUGGAUAAAAGUAACGAUAAAAUGACGCAACAGCUACUCUCUUGUAAGAAAAUAUAGAUAACACACCCGUAACGUGAGCUUGGAACGCUUGUGGUAGAACAGGCUAAAACAGAUGCAUUUUAUGGCAAUGAAAAAGUCGAGAAAACGUUCUGGUUUUGUGAUUGUUUCAUAUUUUUUAAAGACGAUGCAUUUACAGCAGUUAAAAGGGAAGCAAAGUUCUAAACUAGGUAUGUGAAAUGGGUACAAUUUGUCAGUGGAAGAUAUACGAAAGAGUUACCUUUUGUGUCAAAAAUGCGAUAUAAAAGGGUAAGAGGUCGGACCUCGGAACGAAGCCUCUCAGUAAAAAACUUUGUCGAGUACUUUCCCCUCAGGUAACUACACCGAAAAUGACUGAGACAAAGAUUUGACACUAGCGGCUUCAAACAACACAUGUCAGAAGUGCCUGCUUAGAACGCUAAAUAGGCCUGUUGGUAAACAUAGAAUAAUUUGCACAGGAACCACGCGAAUGGUAGAGCUAAGUUUCGAUAAAGAAUACACUGGGAGAUAAUAACCACAGCUGAGAAAUUGAAAAAAAUUGAUGAUGAUGAUCAUUAAUAAUCAGUUACACGAAAGUGACAAUGCGAAAGUAGAUAUGAAAAUCUGCGGAAGAUCUUUCAGCUAAGGUCAUUAACGCAUUAGCGAUGAACUCGACUUUCGAUCUUUGGCCACGGUUUUGUUUUGACUCUAGAGGUGGGGUAUAUUUUACCUAGGUCUUCCUUCUCAAUUUUACAGCAAAUUUAUGAAAUAGUUCGAACGGAAAAAUUGUGGCUUAAAAUAACACAGUUUUAAUUUUAGACGCAAACGAAUGCAAUAACAAAGAUGUUUGCCGUGGAAGACCAUGCACAAACAUUCCAAGAAGCUAUAAGUGCUCAUGUGGGACUGGUUACUCGGCAACAAAGAAAGGUCGUGAUUGUGAA